Molecule: messenger RNA, 2147 nt
Organism: Prunus mume (Japanese apricot)
Lineage: Eukaryota; Viridiplantae; Streptophyta; Magnoliopsida; Rosales; Rosaceae
Product: zinc knuckle (CCHC-type) family protein
Biological process (GO): negative regulation of DNA-templated transcription
Cellular component (GO): nucleus
Molecular function (GO): transcription corepressor activity
Source: RefSeq, a predicted model, not a curated record
GGUUUGUUUCAGAAGGGAAGAAGACCACAUUCUAUUGAAAAAUACGAACAAUAAUAAAAGAAGAAGAAGAAGAAGAAGAAGAAGAAGAAGAAAAGAAACGAACAUGGAAGGUGAAGAAGAGGGAGGAGGGAUAAGGCUGAGCAAGAGAUUUUCGGACAAAGGAGGAGGGGAGGUUGAUUACAAGACCAAGUCAGGUACGGCCUGGAGCCACUCCUACCUCAACCAGAAGCCAUGGCACCCUCUCUCUUACCCCAACCAACGCCGCAAGUGGAUCGCAGAGCAGAUCCAGGCCCAGCACCAGCGUCGCACCGAGGAGGUCUCCCGCGAGUAUGCCCAAGAGCAGGAAUUCUUUCGCCAGGCCGCUCUCGUCUCCAAGAAAGACAAGGAAAAGAUUGAGAUGAUGAAAGCUGUUAGCUUUAUGUAUGUUCGUCCACCUGGUUACAACGCCGAGAGUGCCAAAGCUGCAGAGAUUGCUGAUGAGAGUGUAAGAGAGCACCAUAAUAACCCCUCCUUUGAAGACCCACAAACACAAACGCAAACAGAUGCCCCUUCCACUUCAAGGCCACGGCCACCAGAGUGUAUGCCUCCUAGUGGCGAAGAAGCCAAAAAACCAAGACCCAAAGACGUGUUUGGCCGUCCUUUACCAACGGAACAAGAAUUUGAAAUUUUGAAAAAUGCUCCAAGGAUGGAGACUGGUGUCCCUACGAGGGCAAAGCCAUUUGGAGUUGAAGUGCGCAAUGUGAAGUGCGUAAGGUGUGGAGCAUUUGGUCACCAAAGUGGUGAUCGUGAAUGUCCGUUGAAGGAUGCUAUAAUGCCUAAUGAGGAGAGCCGAUUGAAAAGGGAUGACCCUUUGACUGCUAUUCUUGCCCACACAGAUCCUAGUGAGCCUCUAAAGUGGGAGCUCAAGCAAAAACCAGGAAUUAGUCCUCCACGUGGAGGGUUUAAACCAGAUGACCCCAACCAACAAAUAGUUGCUGAGGACAUAUUUGACGAGUAUGGAGGCUUCCUCAGUGGGGAUGUCAUCCCUGAGCUACUGACCAACUUCCCAAGCCAACCCAGGGACAAGUCCAAAAAGAAGACCAAGCACAAAAAAAAGCAGUCAUCACCAAUGAGUGGGGAAGACAGGUUGUCAUCUUCUAAUGAGGAUGAUAAGAAGUCAAAGAAGAAAAUAUGCAAGGUAAAUAAAAAGAAGCAUGGUCAUUCUGAAUCGAGUCCAUCAGAGAUUUUGGAAUUUGAUAGACAUAAAGUAAAGAGUAGAGACAAGCAUUCUUAUUCAUUUGAGAAUUCAAAUAAUGAAAAACAUCAGAGAAGUACAAAGAAAAGACACAAGCAUUCUCGUUCAUAUGAAGAUUCCGAGAUUUGUAGGCAUUACAAAAGGGACAACAGCAGUGACAGGUGUACUAAUUCAUCUGAAGAUUCUGAACCUGACAACCACCAUAGAGAUGUCCAGCGCAGACGCAAGCAUUCUUUUACAGUUGAGGAUUUGUAUCAUGAAAAACAUCAUAGAAGUAGAAAGGUCAGACAGAAGCAUUCUCAUUCAUAUGAAGAUUCCAAAAUUGAUAGGCAUUGGAGAAGGGACAGGAGCAGAGAGAGCUUGAAUAAUUCAUCUGAAGAUUCUGAGCCUGAUAGGCACCUUAGAAGUAUCAAGAGCAGACGCCGGCAUUCUUAUUCAUCUGAAGAUUCUGGCACGAACAGGCAAAACAGAAAUAAAAAGAGCAGGGAUAGGCACUCCUACUCGUAUGUUAAAACCGAAAAUGAGAAACAUCAUAGAAGUAGAAACAGCAGACACAAACACUCGUGUAUCUGAAGAUUCAGUUCUGAGGGGGAUGGUAGAAAGAGGGAUGGCACAAGUGGGCACCCUAUUGUAGUCAACGUCGCCACUAUUGAGUUAUCAACCUCACUGUUAAUCAGAAUUAGAUUUUAUUGUAAAAAGUACUGGCUUAGCAAGUGUUGUGGUGGAAAUGAGAUCUCUACUAAUUGUAAUGACGAGAAGGAAGCGAGUCAACUGACAUCACCGAUUAUCUGUCUCGUGUUCUUGUUGUGGCUUAGCGAGUGUGUUGUUUUAUUUUUGGUAUUCGAAAUAAGAAAAAACAUGUAUGUAAUCAGGCAGCUGCUUUUCUUCUGUAUGCAAGUAUGUAUGUUAUUCA